AAAACACUUACUCCUAGAGUUAACUAAUACGAUUAUAUAAUUAAGAUAUUUGGAUGAUGCUUAGUGAAUAAGAAUCACUCCCAAAAAGUAGGAGCCAAAAUAGAAUCUAAGAUGAAAAAUUGAAUGAGAAUAUUAAACAUCAGAAUUUCAAUUUUAUAGACUAGUUUUCAUUUAAGCCUUAAUUUGAAAGGAUAUUAUAGCAAUUUGAAGUUAAUUAGGAAAUACCUCAAAAAAUGAAAUAUAAACAAGUUGUCAAUUCCAAAUCAAUCAGGACUAUUUCUCCUUCAAAUCCACAGCAAUAUACUCAAUAAUCCACAAUCAUCCAAUAGCCUCCAGUACCACCUAAUUAAAAGAAGGAACCAAUAUAGAUCAAAUUAGAUAUCAAAUAAUUCAUGAAUGCAACAGAUCAAUAGAAAUAUAUCAGUCCAAUACAUAGUUAGAGAUUAUAAAUAGGUAAUUUAUAAAUUAAGGUAGGAAUGACUAAUUAGAAUGAUAAAUCAUUUUAAGUCAAUGUUAAUUUUAGAAAUGAAUGA
Messenger RNA from Paramecium octaurelia, 533 nucleotides. Lineage: Eukaryota; Ciliophora; Oligohymenophorea; Peniculida; Parameciidae. The record is from the annotation of a GenBank genome assembly.